Molecule: messenger RNA, 2297 nt
Organism: Xenopus tropicalis (tropical clawed frog)
Lineage: Eukaryota; Metazoa; Chordata; Amphibia; Anura; Pipidae
Gene: oprm1
Product: opioid receptor, mu 1
Exons: 3
Coding region: 490-1656 (388 amino acids)
Biological process (GO): signal transduction; G protein-coupled receptor signaling pathway; cellular response to morphine
Cellular component (GO): plasma membrane; axon; dendrite
Molecular function (GO): beta-endorphin receptor activity; G protein-coupled opioid receptor activity; G protein-coupled receptor activity
Source: RefSeq, a predicted model, not a curated record
UCCUUUGUUUAACUCUUUGUAGCCCAACGUCAGAUGAGCAAGCGACUCAUUAUUAGCGGAGCUGGGCAGUGUUAGUGCGAGUCAAUUAGCGCCUGACGGCGGCGGGGAGGCUAAUGGGGCUGCUGGUGCGGUGGCUGCUGGCGGUGAGGAGAAGAGAAGAGGCGGGGUGUAUAUAAUAGGUGGAUGCAGAGGGGACUAGAAGUGGAGGAUUAAUGCCUGGAAGAGAAGACACGCACGGCUCUCGCACUGUUGGGUACAGCCAUUCCUUGCGCUUUCCCAGCGCUUUGCUAUCACCCUCCUUGCCCGCUCCCUGGCCCCUUGCAGCUGGCUGAGCGCUUUCUCUGUGACUGACAGGAGAGGGGGGAGAGCAGAAGGGGCAGCAGUGCGGGGGGAGGAGGAGGAGGAGGAGAGCCUCAUUGGAGCCACUCUACAUCCAGCGCUCACAUCCUAGCGCCUCUUAGCACCAAACUAGCACUCGCUAAGCUCAAAAUGGACGGUACCCCGAACAGCUCCCUUCGAUCUGCCGACAGCCUGCUCAAUAGCACCCUUAGCGGCUUGGGUGACAAUGGCUCUCAGAUUCCAAUGAUAUGUCCGGUUGGCGGCAUGGGCAACUGGAGCAGACUGGAAGGCAACCAGUCAUACUUGUGCAACCAGUCAGAGACUUUCCCGGAGGACAGCGAUUCCAUUAUUAUAGCCAUCAUCAUCACCGCUCUCUACUCCAUGAUCUGUGUGAUGGGACUCUUUGGCAACGUCUUGGUCAUGUAUGUCAUUGUCAGGUACACGAAAAUGAAGACUGCAACCAACAUCUACAUUUUUAAUCUUGCCCUAGCUGAUGCCCUCGCAACGAGCACCCUCCCUUUUCAAAGUGUAAAUUAUUUGAUGGGAACGUGGCCAUUUGGCAAUAUUGUGUGCAAAAUAGUCAUAUCAAUAGAUUAUUAUAACAUGUUUACAAGCAUUUUUACUUUGACCACUAUGAGUGUUGAUCGCUACAUAGCUGUUUGCCAUCCCGUGAAAGCACUAGACUUCAGAACUCCAAGAAAUGCUAAAAUAGUAAAUGUCUGCAACUGGAUACUUUCAUCUGCAAUUGGGCUACCUGUGAUGUUCAUGGCUACUACUAAAUCUGAAAGAGGUUCUACUGACUGUGCGCUUCUCUUUCCACACCCAUCAUGGUAUUGGGACAACCUAUUGAAAAUCUGUGUUUUCAUUUUCGCUUUUAUAAUGCCAGUGCUAAUCAUUACAGUGUGCUACGGAAUGAUGAUUCUGCGACUCAAGAGUGUUCGAAUGCUUUCUGGCUCCAAAGAAAAAGAUAGGAACCUGAGAAGAAUCACCAGGAUGGUCCUUGUGGUGGUGGCAGUGUUUAUUGUCUGCUGGACUCCAAUCCACAUUUAUGUUAUUAUAAAAGCGUUGAUCAAUAUCCCUCCUUCUCUUUUUCAGACUGUCACCUGGCAUGUUUGCAUUGCCUUAGGCUACACAAACAGCUGCUUAAAUCCAGUACUUUAUGCUUUUCUUGAUGAAAACUUUAAGAGGUGCUUCAGAGAAUUUUGCAUUCCUACAUCAUCAACCAUUGAGCAGCAGAACUCCACCCGUAUGCGGCACAAUACACGUGACCGUGCCUCCACUGCCAAUACGGUGGACAGGACUAAUCAUCAGGUAUGACUAGCAGUGGAAAUGUCAUCUCUGGAUUCAACAGUUCCUGCAAGAGAUGACAUGAAUUCAGAAGUUACUCAAAUAACUACAGGCCUUUAAUAUGCUUGCUGGCAUUAGAUCAAUGGAGCAUUGUUGUUUUCAAGCUUGAUACUUUCCAGGCACUAAAAAGAAAAAUGGUAUUGUCAUAAGUAGUUGCAAUUCUUGAGAAAAAAAAAAAGACCUGAAACAUGCCCGUGACAUUUCAGAAGGGCAUUAUUGUAGAAAUGUAAAUUAGCAAACUAUAUUUAAAAAAAAGCCAUAUGGCAAUGUACAUUAAUACUGUACAGGUCAUUUUAAACAUAGAUUUAAUGUUUUGGUUUGGGUUAUGUGCUACAACAGUUCCUAACGUGUCUAGAUGCCUGUGUUACAUAGUGAUAAAUAGUUUGUUUAUUAAAGUAUUUAAAAGGGUUGCACAGGCUUGUAUCUUUAACAUGGGUACUGUCCUAGCCUUUUAUCAGUGAUUUUAUAUUCCUUUAAGCACCAUUUGGCGUCAUUUUUUCCCCACAAGUACUCGAGGCCCAUGCCUGGUCUGAUACAGUUCUUACAUAUACAUACCUUAUCAUUGAAAAAGGUAAAAAAGUUUGCUAUUACAUUGCAAGAAAAAAAAAAAA